UAUAUAUAAAUAAAAAAACACACACACAGCAGCAAAAUGUCAUUUAAAGACUUUUUGAGCUCCAAAAGUAAAUUAUGCAAAGAGGAUAAAGAGUUUUAUGAGUUGAAGAACAAAGCAGCGGAGUUUUACCGAGCAAACGGCAUGCCUCAGAAGCUAGAAACUGUCCUCAAUGAGAUGUUUUUUGCCAAGCCGAAUGAUCUGUAUGGAUCUCUGGCAAACUACUUCUCCAGCUUUUCACACACACCCGUGAUUAGUGCAGUGGUGGGCAGGGAGGUGUAUGAUGGCAGGGCGGAAGCGGCCUUACAGGUGGAUGUUUACUGCAUCGUCAGGAAUGAGGAGAAGUUUGUCGGUAAUGCAGUCGUUACUGGUGUGUAUGGCGAUGACACGGAGACAGGGACUGUGGUCGCCAAUGGUAACCAACAUCAAGCGUCUGUAAGGGUGGCGAUGGAGUGGAUCAAAGAUAAGCUGAACUCUAUGUUGCAUGGGUUUAACCCCGCCCACCAAAUACACCUGGACAAACUGCUUAGUGAUUUCUACAUGGCCCGUUAUCUUGAGGACCAAGAUGUUCGUAACAGUGAAGAGAAAGUUGAAGAAGAGGAGAAGACUGAAACAACACCUGAAAGCACGAUGCCUCACGUACCUGAAUCAGGCAAAAACAAGAAGGGUGGAGAGAAAGGUAAGAAAGGCGGCGCCCCCGAGAAGCCACUCCCUCCUCCCGAGAAGCCGGAGCCCGUGUUGCCGGGGGCGAUGGUAGUGGGCGCUCUGUCGAUGGCAGCAGCCAAAUCUGCAGCGAGUCUCACAUCCAUGCCCCUGUAUAAACACAUCCUCAACUUCAGAGACCCACAGGCUCUAAAAGUGUUCAUGCCCGUGCCGCUGGUGUCGGUGUUAAGUUCUGGAAAAGCGUCAACUGGAAAGCUCAACCUGCUUGAGGAGGUCAUCCUGCUGCCGACUGUACCACGCAAAAUCAGAGAGAUCAUUGAGAUGUGCCGUGAUGUUCAGAGAGAGAUAAAGAGAAUAGCUGCUGCUACAGUGGGGAAGUCAGGGCCUCUGUUAGCGGGGGUUUCAGAAGGUGGCGCUAUUCAGCUCGGGGUGGAAAACGCAGAACAAGCCCUGGAUCUGUUGAUGGAGGCGUGCUCGAACCUUGGCCUGCCGAUCGGCACAGAGCUCCGGCUGGUGAUAAACUGCGCUGCUCAUUUACUCAUCGACUAUUCCAAAGGAAAGUAUGAGGUGAUGACAGGGACUCUGAAGUCUCCGGAUGAGCUGGUGGACAUGUUUGUGGGUCUGAUCAGUAAAUAUCCAGCUAUCAUGGCCCUUAUUGACCCCUUCAGGAAAGAGGAUGUGGAAGAAUGGCAGAAGCUGAGCUCUCUUAUUGGCCAGUCUUGCUGCCUAAUCGCAGAUGCAGCGUACAGGCACCGCCCUCGCUGGAAGGAGGCCAAGCCCCUCCCCCCAGGAGUCACAUGGGUCACAUUUAGGCACAGAAAUGAGAUGACGCUCACUGAUCUCCUAAAUGUUGUUACAGAACAUACAGAAGGAGAGGCCAUUCUAGCCGUGAGCAGUGAGGAGAUUGGUGAUGAGUCUAUCAUAGAUGUGGCUGUAGGCCUGGGUGUAUCAUUUAUUAAACUGGGUGGGCUGGCUGGAGGGGGAAGGAUGAACAAGUACAACCGUUUGCACCGGAUAGAGCAGGAGCUGGAGGAACAGGGCAUUCUGGUAGGGAUGCGGGAGGUGAAGCUGCCAAGCAUCAGCAAUCCCGAGGAGGAGGAGGAGAAGAAGAAGGAGGAGGAGUUAAAGGAAACGGAACAAGUGACCGGAUAACGCAGACCAAGUUCCAACUUCAUCAACAUGCUGUAAGAAAUUCAUUUAUCGUGGAUUGUUUUUGUGUGCCAAUUUUAAUUAGCCGUUUAAAUAUGUAAUUUGAAAUGUAAUACAUUGUUAUUCACAGUAUAAAUGUGUAAUACAACAUGAAAAAAAAUCAUUCUGUAAUUUUAUCAUCACACACAACAUUCAGGGUCCUUCUCUUCAAAAUACACACUGCCGGGCCAAAAACUAAAGUCGCCAUUUCAGAAAGGGGCCAAUUAUUGGGCUGAACUAUCAGCUUUGUGGAAGAAAUGUGGUCGGAAAUAAAUCAUAAAUGGAGAUGACCUAAACACUUGGUGAAGUUGCAUGAUAAAAAAAAUCAACAGUAAAAAUUAAUGAUGUGUUUAAUAGUGAAUAGUGAAAGCAUUUCCAAACACACACACAACAAUGUGAUACGAACCUACUGGAUUGGGACUAAACAGCUGUGUCUCCAUAAGAAAACCACUUGUUGGUGAAACUCAUCAGAGAAAAAGGCUUCAGUUUUCUACAGAGCAUAAAGAUCAGACUUUGGAGCGAUGGAAAAAGGUCAUGUGACCUAAAGAGUCCAGAUUAAGCCUAUUCCAGAGUGAUGGGCGUGUCAGGGUAAGAAGGGAAGCGCAUGAAGCGAUGCUCCCAUCAGCUGACCAUCUGAAUGUACUGAAUGACCAGGAAUAUGAAUUAUUUUUUAUACAUGAACUGGACACCACAGUGUGUGUGUG
Molecule: messenger RNA, 2552 nt
Organism: Clarias gariepinus (North African catfish)
Lineage: Eukaryota; Metazoa; Chordata; Actinopteri; Siluriformes; Clariidae
Gene: eno4
Product: enolase 4
Exons: 13
Coding region: 37-1812 (591 amino acids)
Biological process (GO): glycolytic process
Cellular component (GO): phosphopyruvate hydratase complex
Molecular function (GO): phosphopyruvate hydratase activity; magnesium ion binding
Source: RefSeq, a predicted model, not a curated record